GUUUACACACAAAUUGAAAAAAAUAUCAAGAAUUUGUAAACCAAAACAAAUUCAUCAAAUUAAAAUAAAAAAACAAAGUGCUUCACUUUAUAUUAAAUUACAGUUAUGUAAUGCCAAGCUGUAAAAAAUAAAAAAUGUUACUUCCAAAGUACGAAACAUAUUUCUACCUUUGUGUCUAUCUUCUAUUUCUUGCCCAUGGCUUAGCCAAACUCUUUAACAAAAAAGACAAAGUCCUAACAAUUGCCAAAGUAGAAUUCAAUCAAGGUUGGACAUGGAUCGGUCGUCCACAAGACAAUACAAACGAUGAAUUCGAAUACUUUAAAGACUUUCUAUGGAAGAAUGCACAUUGGUAUGGAAUUCAUUUGAUCGUCUGCGAGUGCUGUCGAAUAUUCAGACCUAACAAACGAAAUAUUGCCCACACAUGUGUUGGACUUGCCUUCUUAUUUGCCACCUUUAAAGUACAUUCUUUGAUAGUUAUUCUACUUGAAUUGCUGUCUUUCUAUGUAACAUCGAAUAUUCGAUCAAAAUCAUUAACAUGGAUUGUGGCAAUAAGUUGGAUGUGUGGGAUAAACUUUAUCAAAAAUAGCAAUGAACUCUACGAGUUCCUUGGCUAUCGAGAGUACUAUGAACUGAUUAUAUCUCUUGCUUGGUGUGUUCUCAAGUGUCUCAGCUUUAACUUAAGCAAGGUCAAGGAUGAAAGGAAUGACAUCUAUAAUUUAGGUAACUUCCUUGGCUACACAGUGUACUUUCCGGUGUUUGUUCAUGGACCUUUUAUGAUCUUUGAUCGCUAUGUUGCAUUCACAAAAGAACAAUCCCCACAAUAUAAUCGCUACUUGCUUCUUUUAAAGAGACUGAUUAAAGUAUUCUUUUGGCUUUUUGCCCUAGACUUUGCUUUGCAUUUUAUAUACAUUCACUACAUGGAGAAGGACAUUGAUGCAGUUAAAUUAUUAAGCGACUCUUAUGGACUUUAUGCAUUUGGCUACUUUAUGGGUCAGUUUUUCCAUGUUUUCUAUGUAAUUACCUACGGCCUCGGGAUCGCAUUUGCCUCAUUUGAUGGCCUAAACCCACCGAAUCCACCAAUAUGCAUUGGAUACAUUAACUUCUACUCGGACAUGUGGAAGUAUUUUGACCAAGGACUUUAUGAGUUCCUCUUCAAACACAUCUACGCUGAACUCUGUACAAAACAUUCGUCAUCACUGAGGAAAAUCUUUUCGGCAUUGGGAACAUUUUUCUUCGUCUACAUUUGGCAUGGUUAUUAUUUAAACAUCCUAAUUUGGAGCCUUUUGAAUGUAGCUUGUUUGAUAUUGGAAAAACUACUCAAGUAUACCAUUUCUUGUAAUUGGUAUAGAGAAAAAAUAGCCCAGAGGCUAAGUGCAACAAAUCAGCAACGUUUGUAUGCUGUUUUGGGAACACAAAUAUUCAUUCCAUCGGCAUUUUCUAAUUUCUAUUUUUUCAGUGGAAAGGAGAUUGGAAAUUAUUUUAUGCAGUUAACUUACUGCAAUGGUUUGUGGUAUUAUUUAUCGAUAAGUUUUUAUUGUUAUUGUUUAUUUCAAUCGGCAGAGUAUUUUGUAAGUAAACGAAAAAUUAAAUACUGACUAAUGUAAAUAAAAAAUAAUAUGAUUUAAGCUUAAUGGGUCUAUAUCUAUGCCAAUUUCUUGUCAAUAUGUUGAGAUUAA
Molecule: messenger RNA, 1676 nt
Organism: Episyrphus balteatus (marmalade hoverfly)
Lineage: Eukaryota; Metazoa; Arthropoda; Insecta; Diptera; Syrphidae
Gene: rasp
Product: protein-cysteine N-palmitoyltransferase Rasp
Exons: 1
Coding region: 135-1595 (486 amino acids)
Biological process (GO): protein palmitoylation
Cellular component (GO): endoplasmic reticulum
Molecular function (GO): palmitoyltransferase activity
Source: RefSeq, a predicted model, not a curated record